Messenger RNA from Trichoplusia ni (cabbage looper), 2411 nucleotides. RefSeq lists its product as uncharacterized. Bases 492 to 2411 code for a protein of 639 amino acids. The record is from RefSeq and is a predicted model, not a curated record. Lineage: Eukaryota; Metazoa; Arthropoda; Insecta; Lepidoptera; Noctuidae. The transcript is spliced from 4 exons.
UGCGCAAAAUAAAAUAAUUUUGUGACUCUCACUCACUCAUUGCUGCGGCUGCCAUGUUUUUUUUCAUGUGGGGUGUGUGUGUAUUGAUAUAACAUGAUAGUUUAACCCCGUAUAAACUGUUACAGAAUUAAGGGGUGCACCAUUUGUUAUUAGCUAGUGACAAUGCGAUUGCAAAAAAAUUGAAGCAAAGCGCUGCAUUAGAAGAAAAAACGCGACCCACAAGCAAAGAAUAGGCCAAAGAAAUCAAGGAUGUAUUAGUAACGGAGGAAUUAAAGGAUCGAUUUAUAUCACACGGCCCACGGCGAUUGUAAAAUGGACUCACGAUUAUUAUACAAGAUGAUGGUGUUUGAUAACGGCAGGCACUAUCAAGGACAGGAUGCGUAAGCAUAAGAGAGAGAGUCAGGCGUUUGCCUGCUGGCCUGCCACGUCGAGAGAACUUCAUCAAACUCUACACUCCAUCAUCUGAUACCCACACACUUGGUACAGAGGAAAUGCAGUGCUCAGUAACACUGGAAAGUGACCAUAACGGUGGGAAUGUUAAAAUGAAGACAAUUAACAAUUAUAAGAAUCCUUACAAGAAGGAACCUAAUCUUGACAACAUUGUUGAUCAGCUGUGUACAAGACUACAGGACAUCAAAGAUCAAGAAGGUGCGUCACGAGUAGGCAUGCCCACGUGCUCCCUAGAAGAAACUGAGGCUGUCCGUCGAUAUUACGCUGCGUUUCCGGCUUUGAAGAAAGGUCGAGAGUCGCCAUUACCGUAUUAUCUCCCACCGCCAGCGUGGUGUCGCAAGUCAGCGCCUGAUUCCAAGAUCAAAAUGCAAGGUGAAUUAACUGUGUCUAAGGAUUGGAAUGCGAAAAAUAAAAAAAUAACUUCAGGCAAAGAAAGACGCAAUUCAUACCACGGUCAGAAAAAAAACAAAAAGCGUUGCAACAGUUUCAGCAGAUCUUUCGACAGCAAAGAAAACCUGCCUGAGUGGGUUACUCACGAGGGUGUUUGGGAUAUGGAGAGCCAGGAUCCAGUUAAGGAGUUUAUCAGAGCUAUAGCAUUAGAUGAGGGUUACGGCACGUGUGAGAACACUGUCACUGACGAGAUCAAAGAGAUCACUAAAGGCAAAAUCGGCAUGAACGAGAACAUGGUUCCCGACUGGGACGACAGCCUCGAUCUCGACGCUGAGUGGGUCAUCACUGAGGACCUUAACCCACGUGUUCGCACGCCCAUGGAGGAGGAACUGUACGCCAAAUUUGAAGCGAAGUUUGAUCGCAGUAUCGAGGCCUUGUGGUCGAAAGAUCAAAAUACUCCAGAUGAUGAGUACCAGGACCUGCCGAUAGACUUCCAAGAUCUUUUGUCAUCUCCCUCCGACCGCUUGUUUGCCGAUCCGUCCGCCGAAAAGUGCAGUCUAAUUUCACUCACGGAAAGCAUCUGGUCCACCGAGGCAGCAGACUUCCCGCCCCCGCUCGAGCGCGUCGAAUCGCCCUCGCGCAUCGCCGAUGCGCUACAUGACCGCUUCCGGCCGCUCAACCUGGCCGACGUUGUCGAGCCCGAGCCGCGCGAGCUGGAGUCCUUCGCUCUGUACGAAGGCGACGAGAUCUACGACGCGCUCACCACCGUAGCCAACACGAUGCGCUCGUUCACCGCCAUCAACCACAGCCGCGACCGCAGCGGCUUCGUGGAGGUGCCGCCGCGCCGCAGCGGGGCCCGCGCCUCCCGCGCCCCGCCCGCGCCCCCGCCGCGCUCCCCGCCGCGCCGCGCGCCCUCCCGCCCGCGCGAGGACCUGCUCACCUCCGCCCGCACGCACUUCCGCCCCAUCCGCCGCGAGAGCGACGCCGAGCCGCCGCGCUACGCCGACGGCGACACCUUCGACAUCUGCGGCGACCCCGACACCGUGGACUUCCACCGCAGCCGCUCCGGCGGCCUGUACCUGGGCUCGUCGCUGGAGCGCUACCUGGAGUACCGCGCCGUGCGCAGCAUCGACUACGGGCGCCUCAACCUGACGGAGGCGCAGCGCUGCCCCGACCUGGACGAGCCGGGCCUGCGCCUGCGCUUCCCGCUGCGCCAGCGCGACGCGGGCGUGCAGACGGAGGCCCGCGCCGCGCCCGCCGCCGCGGCCCGCGCGCCCUGCGAGGAGUGCGGCGGCGCCAAGAAGAUGCGCGCCAGCGCCGCGCGCUCCGUGUGGAGCGGGCGCCCGUGCCGCGCCUGCGCGCUGCCCGCGCCGCGCGCCGCGCCGGCCGCCGCGCCGCGCGCCUGGCCCGCGCCGCCGGCCCCGGCGCCGGAGGGGGGGGAGGCGCGCGGGGACCGCAAGCGGCGCCACAGCGCGGCGCUGCGCUGCGCGGCCACGUGCAGUCACCCGCACGCGCGCUUCCUGCCGUGUUGCUCGCUGGCGCUGGCGGCGGACCGCCCGCUCACGCGUUAG